Messenger RNA from Cooperia oncophora, 1215 nucleotides. NCBI's taxonomy places the organism in Eukaryota, Metazoa, Nematoda, Chromadorea, Rhabditida, Trichostrongylidae. The record is from the annotation of a GenBank genome assembly.
AUGUACUGUUUUAGGGGUAAAUCGACUUCGGCCGCCGAACUGGAAUUCCUGGAGAAGGCGAGCCGUCUCGAUACCUACGGUUUCGAUCCCUACACUGUUAAGGACCCGAAGGAUCCUUCUCAUCCGGUUUUCCUGGGUGUGUCACAUAAGGGCAUAUUAAUCUAUCAUGCCAAUCAAAAAGUGCAUCAUAUUCCAUGGUCAUACCUUUCGAAAGUGGAUUACAUUGGAAAAGAAGUGUACAUUUAUCCCAUGGAUGCCUAUGUCCCACCAAGCUGUAGUGGCGACAUCGAUGAUGCUAACGACAAGAAGGCCAAGGAUCGCAAACCUCGCCUUGUUCUGAAGUAUCAUUGUCCAUCUGGUACAUUCGCUAAACAUCUUUGGAAUCACAUCUUGAGUCAGCAGGCGUUCUUCAAUGAACAAAGUGCUCUCAUGAUCAAGCCAAAGUUCUCAAAACCUCGGAUACCACUUCUUUCACGUGGUUCCACAUUCCGGUACCCUUCACGACGUGUUUUGCGUGAGAUAGAAAAUACCGACAUUACCUCGGACAGUGAACUCACUGCUAAUGGGCCUGCUUUUGUACGUUUCGAGCUGCCUCGUCAAGAACCACGUAAAGAGCAGCCAUGGCUCAACAAGUAUCAAACUCUGCCAACAAACAUGAAGCUCAACCACAACAACAACGAAAUCAGCAAAAAAGAUCAAAAUCAGAAUGUUGGUGAAGGGACUGCUACAGUCGUAACUACUACAACUGUGAGUUCUGCACCCACUGAAAUUCAUGCUGCGACAUCGGCUACGCAGUCGGUUCCCACGACAUCUUCAGUCGCCAGUGAAACGACGAAUACCCAACCGACUGCAAGUGUGGUCACAACACAGGACAGUACUGAAAGGCACGACAACGUGACUUCGUUCACCGUGCGUUUGGUCAAGUACGAGCGCAACCCACCGGCUUCGCCUGAACUUGAUGAAUCUGUUGAAGAAAAAGUGUUACGAGACAAGCCGAGCGUCCCUGUUAUGGGAAGCCCUUCAACGUCAAGUAGCCAAGAACGAACUGUCACUCAAACGGCAAUUCCUACCGUCAAAAAUGGAGCCGUGCAACACACGGAUGAUGUGACUAAUCGGACGUCCGGCCGGUGUGCGAACGUGUUUUUCUCCACAUUCCUGAUCCUGUUGUUAUUGAUGGCUAUUUCAAUAGCUGUUUUUGAGGUACGACUUUCAUAA